Messenger RNA from Sinocyclocheilus grahami, 3771 nucleotides. RefSeq names its product nucleolar protein 8 (gene nol8). Gene Ontology annotation, biological process: protein localization to nucleolus. Gene Ontology annotation, molecular function: RNA binding. Gene Ontology annotation, cellular component: nucleolus. Lineage: Eukaryota; Metazoa; Chordata; Actinopteri; Cypriniformes; Cyprinidae. The record is from RefSeq and is a predicted model, not a curated record.
AAAACACGUCCACGGUGUCACAGCGGAAGAGUUACAGUGUAACAUCAGUAUAUACAUACAUGUGAAUCUUUGGCAUGGUCAAUGGGUUGAUUGCAUGAAAUCUGGCCAUGAAACGGUUGUACAUCGGUGGUCUCGGGCACACAGUGUCUGAGAAGGACCUCAAAGUCAGAUUUGGAAAAUUUGGAGAUGUGUCAGAUGUGGAAAUCACUACGAGGAAAGAUGAGAAUGGAGCUCCUCUGAAAACAUUUGGCUACAUAAACAUAAACAUCACAGAUGCUGAAUACAAAAGAUGUGUAGGCAUCUUAAAUAAAUUCACAUGGAAAAGUGGAACCUUGCUUAUUCAGUUGACAAAAGAAGGCUUUCUACAUAGACUUGCUGAGGAACGACAGCAACUGGUUGAAAAGACCAAGACCCCAAAGACCAUCCCUCAGGAGAAAUUUGUGGACUCACUUAAAGUUGCCGGCGUUGAGAAUUUCCACAUGAAAGCUGCCAUUCCAGGAACAGAAUAUCCACUCUUCCAGAAUUGGGUCGUGAGUAAAUUUGGGAGGGUACUUCCUGUCCUGAACCUGAAGUAUAAAGGAAAGAACAAGGUCUUCAAGUAUGAUCCAUCCAAACACUGCCACAACAUCAAGAGACUGGAGGCUGCAGAUGACGUCACAUCAGUGUCCAAGCUGACAUGGGAGCUUGAAGGUGGAACCGAUGAAAUCAGUAAGAAAAGGAGAGGAGAGUUUCCCAAGCAGAAACCGUGUCCCAAAAGAUCCAAAAUAGACUUGAGUUUGUUUCUUAGUAAUUUGGCUCAAAGAAAUGCAAAUAAUGCGGCUGCCAUUGAAAACAAAACCAAUGUGGCGAUCCAACAAAACGGACUCUCCGCUACAAAGACGGGAAAACUAAAAUCUGUUUGUGUUUUGGACAACGACGCCGACUCUGAAGACGAAAUCAGAAUGUUGGUUGCUCAGGAACUUUUGAGGAACCCAAAACAAACCUCCACAGAGGAUGACGACGACAACCUAGAGGUGGUUGGAGAUGAUUUUAUUGUCAAGUCUAAUGUUUUCUGGGGUGGAGUGGAACAAGAGUCCCUACUAACUUCAUCAAAAGACGAGGAAUACGAUUCUACAGACACAGAUGAAAUACUCACCCAGAGAAAGACCCAGAAAACACAAGGUGAAUCUACACCAGCUAGUGAUGAUGAUGUUAGCGUAGAUUCUGAUUAUGAAGCAAUGAUGGGGAACUGCUACAGUUUAGAUCUUUCCCUAGCAGACUUGGAGCAGCUAGCUAAAAAAGCAGAGGUGAUUUCAGAUGAUGAAAGUGUCGAAGAAACCAAGAAGACCCCAAGUGCUCCAUCCAAAAGAACAGGCAAUAACCCAGAAGAUAUUCUCGCCUCGCUUCGUGGAGACGCCACCUCUGAGAAAGAAAAGAAGAAGAAGAAGAAUCAGGUAAACACUGUAUCUCUUCCUGCUUUCAUUGGAACAAAGGAUCUCUUUGGAGGUCCAGAGCCCAGCCUGAAAAGAGUUGCCCAAAGUAUAAACUGUGAAUCUCCUAAACAAGACCUGAAAUUGAAAGAAAAAAGAUCUUCAAACAGUCCAUCUCAACGGGUAAGGUCCACUUUAAAGGUAAAAUCAACCUAAAAAAAACUGGAGAAUAAAGCAUCCAGCUCAGAAGAUGAUUCUUCUAGUGAAGAAUCAGAAAGCAGUGGUAAUGAAGAUGUCUUCACUUCUAAAGCAUCUUCAGCGUCACAAUCGUUAAGAACCAUCACUGAAGCCAAACUAAGGACUGUUAGGUCUAAUAACUCAUACACCCCAAACAAACCCAAUCAGACGAAGACCUCUAGAUCCUCCAGCGAUGAUUCUUCUAGUGAAGAAUCAGAAAGCAGUGGUAAUGAAGAUGUCUUCACUUCUAAAGCAUCUUCAGCGUCACAAUCGUUAAGAACCAUCACUGAAGCCAAACUAAGGACUGUUAGGUCUAAUAACUCAUACACCCCAAACAAACCCAAUCAGACGAAGACCUCUAGAUCCUCCAGCGGUGACUCUUCUAGUGAAGAAUCAGAAAGCUGUGAGGAAGAAGAUAAUGAAGAUAGUGCUGGAGUUUUUAGUUCUAAAACAUCUUCAGCAACACAAUCGGCAAGAACCAUCUCAGAAACCGAAGUAAAAACUGUUAGCUCUAAUAACUCAAUCAAACCCAAGCAGACUGUUUCACAUCAAACAGUUCUUCACUCAACUGUCAUAGACACUCGGAAACAACAGCAGGACAACCAGAAACGUCUCGCGGCACUGGAGCAACGUCAGAAAGAAACCGAACAGCAGAGGAAACUCAUUCAAGGCGCUCUUUCUAAAGUGGACACAGUGAAAGCAAACAAAAGUAAACGCAUUGUGUUUGAUUCUGAUGAAGAAGAGGAUGAAACAACAAGCAGACCAGAAGAACAACCAACAAACUUGAAAAAAAGCCUCUUUGAGGACGAUUCAGGAUCCGAUGAAGAUCAACAAACAUCCACUUUGAAAGAAAAGAAGAACAACAAGCCAGGUGGCAGCAAGCUGUUUGACAGUGAAGAUGAGGACGAUGGUGCUGAGGACGAACGGUUCCAGAGUAAGCCCCAGUUUGAGGGCAAAGCUGGACAGAAGCUCAUGAAGCUGCAGGCUAGUUUCGGAACCGAUUCAAGAUUCCAGGUCGAUUCUAGAUUUCUGAAAAGUGACGAUGAGUCUGAAGAUCAAGCAGCUCCAGAAAAUGAUGCAGACGAACAACUUCUUGAGGAGAAAAAGAAAAGUCUAGACAUCCUCCAGAGCAUUUUAAACUCCAGCAUACAACCACAAAACACAAGAAAGGGCAAGACGUUCAAAGAUGUUUCGAGCCUGCAUUACGACCUGACACAAGAAGAACAUGCUGCUUUUGAGACCAAGACAGAGGAACCGAAGAAAGAGAGCAAAGCAGCGUAACGAAAGAAACGCAAAGAGGCUGAAAAACUCCCUGAAGUUUCUAAGGACAUUUAAUUUGACAUCUCGGUGGAUUUGAAGGAGGUCUUCGGGACAUCUGAAGAAAACCAGUAAGAGAAGGAAAUGGUUUCAUGGGAUAAAGAGGCAGAAGAGACUGAAGACAUGGAGGUUUCCUUCACGUCUAAUGUAGAAGCAAAAUAAGACACUUCAGGUGGAUUCAAGUUCUCCUUCUUUGGUGAGGACACAGCUGUAGAGACGACCACCAAGACAGACGAGUACAAAAUAGAGACGUUAAAAGGAGCCAAGUUCUCUUGGCAAGUGGACCCUCGUUUCCAGGACAGCAGUUCAGACGAGGAAGGCAGGGACGAGAUUGAGGAGGACCAAUCCGCUUCCAGCAAAAUCACAGAGGAACCGACAACAUCAAAAAAGACGUUUUUCUUUUUCUAUCAAGAUGACGAACGGUUAAAAGAGGGGCCGGGAAUGUUUUGUAGAAGUGUAAAACUACAAGACCAGAGGGAAGCCUGGGAAGAGAAGAGGACGUCGCUCAGAGAGGAGUGUCGCAAGAAACACAGAGAUGCCAAAAGACGCCAGAGGCCUUCGCUGAAGACCUGAACAAUUUAAAGUAUUCAAAGACAUUUUUUACAGAGAAGAUGACAGGUUUUCAGAGACAUCUUUGCAUAUUCUAUUUAAUAGCUAUAAUUUAUUGUAAAAAACUGACCAAAGUGCUUUACAGAAGAAAAAUUUAUAAAAACACACACCGAAAACAAGCCAAAUAAAAAUAUGAAAACCCAUUAAAAAAUUACCAAAUAACAGUAAUCAAUACACUAAGGAAAACAGAUAGGUUUUU